This is a messenger RNA of Symbiodinium natans, 1644 nucleotides long. The record is from the annotation of a GenBank genome assembly. Lineage: Eukaryota; Dinophyceae; Suessiales; Symbiodiniaceae.
AUGGGGAUCACCGGCUCGAAGAAAGAGUUCACCAACUUCGACCGCGAAUCCAACUACACGAUUCUCUUGCUUGGCCAAACAGGCUCUGGCAAGACAUCACUGUUGAAUCUCAUCGCAAAUUUCGGAGGUGUUCUGCGCCUCCUCUUCGAUAAAGAGCAAAUCCUCACCCAUGAGGAACUUGCGAGGUUCGGUCAAGCUCGUGUCUCCGACUCGACGCUGGAGAACGCCGUAGAUGAUCCCAUGGCCAGCAAGACAUCCGAUGCAAAGGUUUACCAAAUCACUUUGGCAAGCAACUGGCACUUCACGAUCAUCGACACGCCCGGCUUCGGUGACUCCAGAGGCGUGGAGGAGGACAAGAAGCAUGUGGAGCGAAUUAUGGCUUGCUUGCAAAAGGUCACCACGAUCAACUCCGUCAUGCUGGUGAUGAACGGGCGCGACUCGCGCAUGACAGCAACGAUGAACUAUGUCAUCGCUCAGUUGACUGCCGUCAUGCCCAAAGCCGUGCUGGACAACAUCGUAGUUGUUUUCACCAACACCGAGAAAAAGUCAAAGCUCAACUUUGACCGAACAUGUUUGAAGCAAGUCUUGCAGAAAGACCCCGAGUUCCAGUGCAUCGACAACCCUUUCGGACAAGUGAAGUCUUCCAUCACAAAGGAUGACAUUCCUGACGAGGAGGAGCGCGAGGAUCUUACAAAAGAGAUCCGCAAAGCGUUGAAGACGAUGGAGGACCUCGGAUGGAAGUUGCAUGACUUGAAGCCAGUUCCUUCCAAGCGCUUUGCUGAGUUGAAUGAAAAGCGUGAGCGGAUUGAAGCUCUUCUGGCAAACAACUUAGAACAGAUGGCAGAGCACGAUCGUCUCAUGUCAGAUUUGCAGCAGCAUCAAGAGGAGAUUCGGACCAAGGGAGUGGUAGUGCCAUUGACACGAGAGGUUCGGAGGUGGCAAUUGGUUCUGGGCCACUUCGACUCACCCCACUACGUGUGCCGCAGGAAGGAGUGCCACUGCAACUGCGAGCCUGCGAAGGUCAUAGCUCCGCUUGCUUCGCUUUGGUGCUUCUUCCACAAACAGCAUGAGUGCAGGAAGUGUGGCCACAGCUAUGAAGACCACGCCGUGACACGCGCUGGUUGGAAGUCGGAGCUUGUUAUCGAGAAUGUUGACUUGGGAGAUGACAAAGACGAAGCAACAAAGCGCCUUGAGGCACGAAUCCAGGCAGCCUCGCAGGAGAAGUGCAGGCUUGCUCAGCAGCUGGACCAGGCUCUCGACGAGUAUGCAAGUCUCGGCCUUCGGGAUGCAUACGUGCACUUACUCCGCAGCCAAAUUGCGGUUGUGACUGAGCGCAUGGCUGCGAACCCAGACGACGCAACCUUGAGGAGCUUCCAAAACACUUUGGAACAGAACUUGGCAGAGGUUCAGAAUGCAUCAGAUGCCACAUGCUGCAUUUGCUACGAGAAUCUUGCCAACACGGAGCUGAACUGCGGGCAUAAGCAGUUUUGCUACGAGUGCAGCAGUGGCCUUGGAACAUGCCCCUUGUGUCGGGAGAUCGUCACAGCAAGGAAACUCAUGUCCCCGACGGUCAGCACAGCAGCCUCAAGCUCGUCCAGCCGGUGCCUUUCAUGCGGGCCUGAGGCAGCGGGCCAAACGGGCUAG